Molecule: messenger RNA, 1782 nt
Organism: Polypterus senegalus (gray bichir)
Lineage: Eukaryota; Metazoa; Chordata; Cladistia; Polypteriformes; Polypteridae
Product: glutamine synthetase-like
Exons: 7
Coding region: 251-1378 (375 amino acids)
Cellular component (GO): cytoplasm
Molecular function (GO): glutamine synthetase activity
Source: RefSeq, a predicted model, not a curated record
UGCGCGAGGGCAGGAAAGGACGGGAGGGAAAACCGGAGACAAAAACCCAAAACCGGCGACCAAGCAACAGACGGACCGAAAGAGCGGUGGUCCCGGCCAGCGAGUCCCGCCGCUUUAAGCCUGAGAUCACGCGGGGUCAGAACGAGCGGAGAACCGAAAAGCGAGCAGAGCACAAGGGGUUAACACAGAGCACUGUAAGACCACCGGGGUUUUUAGGCAGUUUAUCGUAACGGACAGUCCCACCAUCACCAUGUCAAGUGCCAUGUCUGCCAGCUCUGACCUCAGUAAGUCCGUACGGGACAAGUACAUGCGCCUACCACAGGGGGACAAGGUGCAGGUCACCUACAUUUGGAUCAAUAGCACCGGAGAAGGCCUGCACUGCAAGACAAGGACUCUGGACUCAGAGCCCAAGGGCAUCGAAGAUGUUCCCGAGUGGAAUUUCUAUGGUUACAGUGUCUACUGGCCAGAUGGCUCCAACAAAGACAUGUACCUGAUGCCCGUGUGCCUGUUCAGGGACCCCUUCACGCUGGACCCCAACAAGCUGGUGCUGUGCGAGGUGCUCAGGCACAACCGCAAGCCAACAGGGACCAACUUUCGCAGCAGCUGCCGUCAGGUGAUGGAGCAGGCCGGGCACAGCCACCCUUGGUUUGGCAUGGAGCAAGAAUACUCGCUGCUGGCCAUCGAUAAGCACCCCUUUGGUUGGCCCAAGAAUGGCUACCCUGGACCCCAAGGUCCCCAUUGGUGUGGUGUUGGCACCGACAAAGUCUACGGCCGAGACAUUGCAGAGAGCCACUACAAGGCCUGUCUGUAUGCUGGGGUGAAGAUCACUGGUGCCAAUGCAGAGGCUGUGCCCUCUCAGUGGGAGUUCCAGGUGGGGCCCUGCGAGGGCAUUGCCAUGGGCGAUCACCUGUGGAUGGCACGCUUCCUGCUGCACCGUGUCUGUGAAGACUUCGGGGUGGUGGCCACGCUUGACCCCAAGCCGAUUGUGGGUAACUGGCAUGGGGCAGGGUGUCACACCAACUUCAGCACGGAGGCCAUGCGUAACCAGGGGGGACUUCAGCAUAUCGAGGAGGCCAUCGAGAAGCUGAGCAAGCGACACUCGUAUCACAUCCGCAUGUACGACCCUAAAGGGGGCGCCGACAACUCCCGCCGCCUGACUGGCUCCCACGAGACCUCCAGCAUCCACGAGUUCUCUGCUGGCAUCGACAACCGUAAUGCCAGCAUCCGCAUCCCCCAGCAUGUUGGAAAAGGUGGCUGUGGCUACUUUGAGGACCGGCGCCCUGCUGCCAACUGUGACCCGUAUGCUGUGACAGAGGCCAUCACCCGCACGUGUGUGCUGAACGAGACGGAGCCUGUGCCCGUGGGCGAGGUGCCAUGAGGAUGACUUCUGUCUUCACUGCCAUCUUCUUCUGGCACUUAUUUGAAUUGACCAUUGGUUACUGCUGGUCACUUUGCUCUGAUGGCACUUAAUAAAUAAAUUUGGGUUCAAAUCCGGUGCCUGUGUGGAAAGUGCCAUCCUCUGGCUGACUGUAGAUGGCAGAUCUGACCGAGUUGUUGUGCCCUCUCUGCCACUCGUGCUGUGGUGAUGUCUCUGAACAUAUUAGGGUGCUGUGAUGCCCACUUUCUAUGAGAGCUGAAGUUGGACUGCUGGUAGAUGCCCGUGGCCUGGGCACUGUCACAGUCACUUCACUUACUCUUAGCUGGCGAUGACAGACACGUUGAGUCCAGAGCCCCCCGUUUCCCAUUUUCUCACAGGCAGAUACCCACUGGUUAGUUUAUCUC